AUGUCUUCCUCGUUCAUCUACAACCGCCAACGUUCGCCCGUCCUGUUCGAGUCCCCGCCUACCCCGGACACCAGGGGCUCCGUCGGCAAGGCCAAGCGCAUCAAGCUCGAGCGCACCGACACGGCCAGCGCACGAUUCAACGACUUGCUCGAUUUCGUUGACGACCAGUCCUGCGAUCUCAACGACGACAUCGUCGAGGCAAAGUUUGCCUUGACGACUUCUUCAGUCCCGAUCGACUCGAACCGGGUGUACAAGCGAAUCUUUGGCCUCUACACCGACGCCGCCUCGGAGAUCCUCAUGAACAAGACCAUGUCGGCCGCUCGCUUCAACCAGCUGCGCACGCUGAUGCGGGAACUGAGGGGCUGGCUGGCUGGCAACGACGACAAGACCCUCACUCCACGAAACUCAUUUCUAAUGCACAGCACCGACACAACCACACCCUCACUCGACAACAUCACUCCUUGA
This is a messenger RNA of Polychytrium aggregatum, 465 nucleotides long. RefSeq lists its product as uncharacterized. The record is from RefSeq and is a predicted model, not a curated record. The coding region runs from base 1 to 465 and encodes 154 amino acids. The transcript is spliced from 2 exons. Lineage: Eukaryota; Fungi; Chytridiomycota; Chytridiomycetes; Polychytriales.